This is a messenger RNA of Strongylocentrotus purpuratus (purple sea urchin), 4056 nucleotides long. RefSeq names its product cholesterol 24-hydroxylase. NCBI's taxonomy places the organism in Eukaryota, Metazoa, Echinodermata, Echinoidea, Camarodonta, Strongylocentrotidae. Gene Ontology annotation, molecular function: heme binding; iron ion binding; cholesterol 24-hydroxylase activity. The transcript is spliced from 13 exons. Bases 208 to 1719 code for a protein of 503 amino acids. The record is from RefSeq and is a predicted model, not a curated record. Gene Ontology annotation, biological process: cholesterol catabolic process.
CAAGGGUUUUGAGAUAGACUAGCUACAGGCAAAGGGAGAGAUAAUAUUGUGUAUCUCGGAUUCUAGAGUCGUCUACAAGAGUCAUUGUGUUAUGUAUAAGCGCUAGCAAGAGGAUUGAAUAAAUGCUGCUGAAACUGUAAACAAGCUCCUCGCCUCAUCCUUUUAUGCUCCUCGCCUACAAUCACCGAUCCGUACACGACAGUAGUAAUGGAGGGAAAUUUGAUUGUAUUUGGUUUAUGUCUUCUUGUAACGGCAUUUUCCUUCAUUUUCCUGGGAAUUUUCUUCUACGUUUCGUACAACCGGAACAUUUACAGUCACAUUCCUCAUCCGAAACCUCUUCACUUCUUGCUUGGACAUCUACCCCUCUUCAAAGAGGUUGCCAAAAAUGGACCAGUGUCGAAAAAAAUGGUUGAGUGGAGCAAAGAACUGGGUCCAGUGUACUGUCUCCACAUUGUUUUCAGAACUCUCAUCAUGUGUAAUGACUCAACAGUUAUCAAGGAACUUCUGACACGAAGCAAAUACUUGAAGUCGCCUGAUAAUUACCGUGGCUUGAAGUCUGUGUAUGGAGCCAUGACCCUAGGUAAUGGUCUGCUCAGUGAGAUGAAUCAUGAGGUCUGGAUGAAGAAACGUGCUCUCUUUAAUCCUGCUUUCCAUCGCAAAUAUUUAAUGGGCCUGAUGAAUGAGUUCAAUAGCUGUUCAGCUAAACUGGUCAAUCAUUUGAUCCCGUUAAGUGAUGGUCAGACGGAGGUCGUCAUGUUGAAAGAAUUUGAAAGGUUGACCUUGGAAAUCAUUGGAAAGGUUGGAUUUGGAAUGGAGGAUGAUAUCAUUGGGAACCCAGAUUCCCCUCUUUGCCAGCUCCUUCCAAAGGUUUUGUCUGGCGUGAAUUCUGUUUACAGACGUCCACUAUUAAAGUACAGCAUCCUUCCCAAAGACAUCAAAUACAAACAUGAGGUUCGAGCUGCAGCUAAUGAGAUCCGAGCGGUGGGUCGGCGUUGCAUCUUGGCUCGUAUAGAUGCUCUUAGACGGGGUGACCAAGUUCCUCAAGACAUUCUAACUUACAUCCUCCAGGAGUCAAACAACUUGGAAGGAAUCAAAGACUUUGACUUAGAAGAUAUGGUCGAUGAGUUCGUUACCUUUUUCGGAGCUGGUCAGGAAACAACAGCCAAUCUUCUCUCCUUCACUCUUCUUCAUCUUGGUAGAAAUCCUCAAGUCAUGAAAAAACUCCGUGAUGAAAUUGAUACUGUAUUGAAAGGGAGAAACUAUGUUGAAUAUUCAGAUGUCGGCAAGAUGAAGUAUCUAACCUUGGUUUUGAAAGAGACUCUUAGAAUCAACCCUCCUGUUGGUCAUUUGCAUAGACUUUUACCUCAUGAGAUGGAUAUAUGUGGAUACAAAGUACCUAAAGGCAGUGUUGUAAUGGUGCCGAUAUAUGGAAUGGGUAGGAAUGAGAAGCAUUUCAAGAAUCCAGAGAAGUUUGAUCCGGAAAGAUUCACAAGGGAUGAAGACAGCCCCUUAUUUGCGUACAUGCCAUUUUCUCUGGGUGCUCGAUCCUGCAUUGGCCAGACGUUUACUAUGAUUGAAUUCAAGGUGGUCAUAUGUAAGCUCAUUCAGCAACUGGAAUUCCAACUUGUACCCAACCAGAGCUUUGAGUUUGUAGAAGAGACGCUCACUUUCAAGCCCAAAGAUGGCUGCAAAAGUUACAUCACAAUGAGAAACAUUUGACAUCACAAUGAAAAACCUGUGACAUCACAAUAACAAAACCUGUGACAUCAGGAUGAGAAACCUGUGACAUCACAAUGAUAAACCUGUGACAUCACAAUGAUAUUAGGGCACAUUGUGUGAGGACAGAUAAUAUUGUUUUAUAUUGGGGAUUUGAUGUAUUAUUUUUAACUACACUCGCUAAUGCCUAGGUCACAAAUAAACCGGGCCCCGUACGAUUUUCCCUAUCCGGCGGCUUGCCGUGGAUUUAGAGACCGUACAGGAACCUUCCGAUUUACAUUCUACGGCAUGUGUGGUCACAUAUUCUGCGGUGCCCGUGAGGUGCCCGGUGAAAAAUGGUAGAGUGAAAUGCAAGGCACCUCGGCAGGGUGCCGGCCGGUAAGCUUACGGGCUGAAUUUGUUGAAUUUGUUGAAUUUACCCAACAAAGUCAUGGGGGGCCCGUCCGGGCACCGUCCGGAGCCCGCACGGAACCCGUGAGGUGCCCUACGGACCCUUUGCAGGCUUUCUACGGCCUAACGGUCAGAUAAAAACGCUGGGAGAAUUGGGAGCAGCCAACUCAGCACCACGGCGCCUGUACAGCUUAAAAAACUGUCCCGGCCCCCGUAGGAACUUUGCGGCUGGUUUUACUCGCCGUACGGGCCCCGGAGUGUAUAUGUGAAAGCCCCAUUAGGAGCACUCUAACCACUAAUCAUUGUGCAGUUGUGCACAUACUAACUCAAGGUACCAUGAUAUUUGGAUCACUCGGGAUAUGGUACCCUUUAUGCACCUUAAAGGAGAAGUAAUGUAGAUGAAGAUGCUUUUUCAUGACAACACAAGUAUAGUGCCAGAAUAGUGCCAGAACUCAAACCUGUGGAGCGCCAGGAGGGUCAAAUCUGACUCACAUGAGCGCUAUACAAGAACCCAUUAUUAUUUUUAUUAUAUGGAUCUCUAGUCAAGUAUCGCAAAAACUCUCCUGCAAUACCUAUACACAAUGUAAAGGGGGGAGAGAGGGAUAGUAUGAUACCGCAGGCCUCUUUAAGGGUUACUCUAACCCAACUAUUGUGGUAUAGUGAGAAAACUUGAUUUUAUCUUUAAGGUCAUCUUAGACUAGACAGAGAGGGGCCUGUGUACUUUGCCUCAUUACGCAUAUUCAAAAUCCACAAACUAAAUAGUUCAAAUUGAGAGAGUUGUAAUAAUACUGAAUCUGGAUUGCUUAUGGAGAUGUAGGUUAUUGAUGGUAUGUUUUAUUAAACAUAUCUUUGUUUAGAAAUAUUCAGGUUGCAGAAAGACUAAAUAAUUGAUUUAGGCGGAAGGAUAUUAAGAGAGUGAUUAGGCAGUUUGGGAAGAAAGUUUAGGGCACUGUUCAACCAACUCAGUGAGGAGAGGUGAUUGACAAUCAGAGUUUUACCGUAGAGUAUCCAAAACAUUUCGUAAUUCGGUCGAGGUAUGUUAAUUGAUUUUUAUGCCUCCGUUACGAAGUAGCCGGAGGCAUUAUGUUUUCGGGUUGUCCGUCCGUCCGUCCGUACGUACGUACGUCCCAUUCUCGUGAUCGCGUUAUCUCUAUAACCGACUGAUGGAUUCCUACCAAACUUUGGUCAUGUAUGUAACGUGCAGAGCCAAUGAAUUGAAAGCAUUUGUUUACAUUUCUAUAUCUGUUAUCUUGAUUCCUUUUAAUGUCAGAAGUUGAAGUAAUAUUGUAAUUUUACUUAACGUUUGAUUCAUUUAUUUCAUUGGUUUGAGUCUUUGAUUUAAUUGGUUCAGUUAUUCUAUAAUGAAGAGUGACAAUUUUAGUUAAGUAUAGAUACAACAUUAUUCAUCUGUGUAUUGAUAUACUUCAUGCAUUUUUACGAUCAUAAAUAGGAUUUAAAUUGUUAUGAUUAGAUUAUCGCAUUAUAAUGUUUUGAUAAUAACAAUUUGAUGGUAUAGUUAACUAGUUAUUCAUGCGUUGUAUAUGUAAUAAACUCUGGAAAGUAGUUGGUAUUUUAUUCAAAUUAAAACAUUUCCCUUAUAAGAUUUUAUUAAUGAUAUACAAUGCAUUGUUUUUAUCACAAUUAAAUUAUUGCAAUAUUGUUUGGGCAAAUUCAAAUGAUUAUUGUAUGAAUAGAUUAUAUAAAUGACAAAAGAAGGCAAAAUAGAGCUACCAAGUGUUCCAAGCAAUGUUAUGUGUAAAAUAAUAUUCCAUAAAUCCCUUGUGAUAUUCUUGUAGAAAUUCAUAAAUUUUUUUUUUUUUGAUUAUGAGACAAAAUAAUUUUGUUUACUUUAAUGUAUAACAUUUUGUGUGUGAAUUAUAAUCAGGUCUUUUAUUUGUGUGACCUAAGGUAUGUUGAUUUUUAUUAAAAGUGUUUUUAUUUUAGGGAGAA